CUCGCUCCGCUAUGACCCUCCGAACCUCGUCUCGGAUAUCCUACUGCACAAUGAACAAUCGAUGGAGAACGUAAAACAUGUCCAUGGCGUCGGUACGACGGCGACAGAUGCAGUCAUACAUGGAGUCAGCGCCCUAAGCCUUCUCGUCACCCCGGCGUCAUUGUCGUCAACGAUGAAGAGGAACCCCUUAUAAGCGGCAGCUUGCUACGGCACGAUCUUCAGUACAUCCUUCCCCAUCUUUGCUCGCGAACAUAGCACGAAUUACAAUGGGAUCUGACCAGCCUAUCACUGCAUACGACGUCGCGGUCCCGGAGAAGCAGAAACAGAAUUUGCCUGGUUUGGACAAGAAGAUCGAGCCGGGACUGGAGUACAGCCGUCUUGAAGAAUGGGACGAGGAGGGGAACCCUCGUCUGGUCGAAUAUCAGGGUGCGGGAAAGCUGAAGAACAAGGCUAUUAUCGUCACCGGAGGUGACUCUGGCAUCGGACGCGCGACUGCGAUCGCCUUCGCGCGUGAAGGCGCGUCAGGGAUCACGAUCACAUACCUACCCGAGGAGGAGGCGGACGCGAGGGAUGCGAAGAAGGAUAUCGAGGCGUCAGGCGCGAAGGUCAUAACCGUCAAGGUGGACCUGGUCAACGAGGUCGACUGCAAACGCGUCGUCGACGAGCACGUCAAGGCGUUUGGCCGCGUCGACGUCCUCGUCAACAACGCGUCAAGACAAGUAAUCAACUCCGACUUCGCCACCAUCGACCUGAAGGAAGUGCACAACACCUUCCAGGCGAACAUCCUCCAGAUGAUCACGACCACGAAGUACGCGCUCCCGCACAUGAAGCGCGGGUCCGCCAUCAUCAAUACUACAUCUGUCACCGCGUACAAGGGUAGCGCGUCGCUCAUCGACUACUCGUCGACGAAGGGCGCGAUCGUGACGUUCACAAGAUCGCUGGCGCUGCAGUUAGCGCCGAAGGGCAUCCGGGUGAAUGCAGUCGCGCCGGGGGUUGUGAUUACGGCGUUGCAGGCUGGCUCGCGGGGCGCGGAGGAUAUGGAGGGGCUUGGGCUUGGGAUUCCGCUGCUCAAUCGCGGUGCUCAGCCUGCUGAGAUGGCCCCGACAUAUGUCUACCUUGCAAGUGCUCGGGACUCAAAUUUCAUGACGGGUGCGGUCUUGCAUAUCAAUGGUGGUCAACAUGUCGGGGGAUCGUAAGGAUCGCAGCAUAUUGUAUCACGCGUGCGGAUAGGGCACUGAAUAUCACGUUCAUAAUGGCAGCAUUUGAGACCGCU
Molecule: messenger RNA, 1273 nt
Organism: Schizophyllum commune H4-8
Lineage: Eukaryota; Fungi; Basidiomycota; Agaricomycetes; Agaricales; Schizophyllaceae
Product: NAD(P)-binding protein
Exons: 6
Coding region: 267-1196 (309 amino acids)
Molecular function (GO): oxidoreductase activity
Source: RefSeq, a predicted model, not a curated record